AAUUCUGGCUCUUCAAGAAGUGUGAAAAGGGAACAAUUUCAUUCUCAUAAACAGUCAUUUCAUAACAGUUUUCGCGCAAAUGAUUCAUUUGUUCCGAGCAACCUUAAGUCAUUUACCUUCAAUGAACUAAAAAAUGCAACUAGGAACUUCCGAGCUGAUAGCCUUCUUGGCGAAGGAGGUUUUGGUUACGUCUUCAAAGGAUGGAUAGAUGAGACUACUUUUGCUCCUUGCAAACCAGGAAGUGGUAUGGUUGUAGCUGUCAAGAAACUUAAGCCCGAAAGCUUCCAAGGGCAUCGAGAAUGGCUUGCAGAGGUUAACUACUUAGGGCUGCUUCACCAUGAAAAUCUAGUAAGGUUAAUUGGAUAUUGCGCGGAGUUUGAUAACAGACUUCUUGUUUAUGAAGUCAUGUCAAAAGGAAGUUUGGAAAAUCAUUUAUUUAAAAAGGGAGUUCAGACUAUACCUUGGGCUACACGAAUGUGUAUUGCAGUAGAUGUUGCACGAGGCUUGUCCUUCUUACACGGUCUUGAAGCAAAUGUUAUUUACCGCGAUCUCAAGGCUUCAAACAUACUACUUGAUUCAGAUUUCAAUGCCAAGCUAUCGGAUUUUGGUCUGGCAAGAGAUGGUCCUAGUGGAGACAGAACUCAUGUCUCGACUAGAAUUGUUGGUACUACCGGUUAUGCUGCACCAGAAUAUCUUGCAUCAGGUCACUUGACACCAAAGAAUGAUGUUUACAGUUUUGGAGUUGUUCUACUAGAGUUGCUAUCGGGAAAACGAGCAACGAGUGCUGAAAAUGCAGGAGGUGCUGAUGAGAAAUUGGUGGAAUGGGCAAAACCAUUCUUAUGUGAUAGUAGGAGAGUGUUGAGAAUAAUGGACACAAGGUUGGGAGGACAAUACUCAAAGAAAGGUGCACAAACUGCAGCUUCCCUUGUCCUGAGGUGCCUCAACGUCGAUCCGAGACUCAGGCCAACAAUGGAUGAGGUUCUAGCUACACUAGAACUUGUACAAGCACCAAAAGAUGUCAUGAAGAGUUCACAAUAGAUUAAACAGGGCCAAAUGACAAGUUAGUCUCAAGAGAAAUGUCUAUCAUGUAUAUAGUAAUAGAUAAAGGAGCAAGGUCCCGGAGGCGGAAUCAGGAUUAUUGAAAAUCACUUAGUUCGAAUGUCUAAAUCAAAUACAUACAUCUUCAUGUCAAACUUAGUUUCAACUCACAUUUAUAGAAACUAGUCUAUUAAGUUUAGUUUCAACUCACAUUUAUGGAAAACACACACAUCUUCAUGCCAAACUUAGCUUCAAUUCACAUUUAUGAAAACUAGUCUAUUAAGUUUAGGUUCGAACUCACAUUUAUGGUAAAUACACAUCUUCGUGCCAAACUUAGUUUCAUCUAACAUUUAUGGCAAGUAUACACAUCUUACAUGGCACGAGAUAAAUCAUUUUUUAGUGUUAUUUCAAAAAAAAAAAACUGUCAUAUAUAAAGAUGAGUGUUGAAACAAGACCCGCAAAUUCUAAAAACCUAAUACUAAUAACUCACCAAAUUAGAGUCAUGCGAAAACAUGGAGGCCACUCAAAAUCUGACGAGUAGAAAAAGUGAUCUUAACGUACUUUUGUUGAGGAUCU
This is a messenger RNA of Solanum lycopersicum (tomato), 1614 nucleotides long. Its product is annotated as probable serine/threonine-protein kinase PBL3. The record is from RefSeq and is a predicted model, not a curated record. Gene Ontology annotation, molecular function: ATP binding; protein kinase activity. Lineage: Eukaryota; Viridiplantae; Streptophyta; Magnoliopsida; Solanales; Solanaceae. Gene Ontology annotation, biological process: protein phosphorylation.